Molecule: messenger RNA, 1588 nt
Organism: Lathyrus oleraceus (garden pea)
Lineage: Eukaryota; Viridiplantae; Streptophyta; Magnoliopsida; Fabales; Fabaceae
Product: serine/threonine-protein phosphatase PP1
Exons: 4
Coding region: 273-1241 (322 amino acids)
Cellular component (GO): nucleus; cytoplasm
Molecular function (GO): protein serine/threonine phosphatase activity
Source: RefSeq, a predicted model, not a curated record
UUGAGCUUCUAUUUCAAAUCUUGUUUAUGUUUCAAGUUUACUCUUUCCUUCAACCGAAUAUAUUCUUAUCUUUCCAAUUCAACUGCCACCACCCUUUUCCAAUAGCUCUAGAAUCAGAAUCAAAUAUGAACCUCAAACGAUUGUAUAUCAAAAUCCAAAGCAUUGAUUCCAUUCUAUGAGUUGAAGUUAUAAUAGCCUUUGUUUAAAAGUGAUGCCAAUUAUAUAACACACACCAACAUCAAUCCCAUGUUUUUUAUUCUACUUACUUGAUUAUGGAAAGAAGGGUUCUUGAUGGUAUCAUUAAUAGGUUGCUUGAUGUUAGAGGAAGACCUGGCAAACAGGUUCAGCUUUCAGAGGGAGAAAUUAAGCAACUUUGUAUGGUUUCUAGAGAUAUCUUCUUGAAGCAGCCUAAUCUGUUGGAACUUGAGGCACCAAUUAAGAUUUGUGGAGAUAUCCAUGGUCAAUAUUCAGAUCUAUUAAGCCUAUUUGAGCAUGGUGGAUUCCCUCCUCGUUCGAACUACUUGUUCUUAGGCGACUAUGUAGACCGCGGAAAACAAAGCUUGGAAACAAUAUGUCUUCUUCUAGCUUACAAAAUCAAAUAUCCUGAAAACUUCUUCCUUCUGAGAGGAAACCAUGAAUGCGCUUCGAUAAAUCGUGUCUAUGGAUUUUACGACGAAUGUAAAAGGAGAUUCAAUGUAAGAGUAUGGAAGAUAUUUUCAGACUGUUUCAACUGUUUGCCGGUCGCGGCUGUUGUUGACGACAAGAUUAUAUGUAUGCAUGGUGGACUGUCACCUGAAUUGCAUAGUUUGAAACAGAUAAGUAAUUUGCCUAGGCCGAGUGAAGUUCCUGAAAGCGGUCUUUUAUGCGAUCUUCUGUGGUCUGAUCCUAGUAAAGAUGUUCAAGGUUGGGGAGUUAACGAACGCGGCGUUUCGUUUACUUUUGGUGCAAGUAAGGUUGCGGAGUUUCUUCGUAGGCAUGAUCUUGAUUUGAUUUGCAGAGCUCACCAGGUUGUUGAAGAUGGAUAUGAGUUUUUUGCUAAUAGACAACUUGUGACAGUUUUUUCUGCUCCUAAUUACUGUGGAGAGUUUGACAAUGCUGGAGCAAUGAUGAGUGUUGAUGAAACACUUAUGUGUUCUUUUCAGAUAUUAAAAGCUGUGGAUCAUAAAAUGCCUAAGUUUGGUUUUAGGAGUGCCACUUCAUUCAAGAAGGCAUUUCUUGGGGCUAAAGUAAGAGCUGAUUGAGGUGCUAACAUCACUAAAGUUUGGAACAUAGAUAAAAAUUGACUACGAAAAAGUUAUAUCUUUGUUCACUAAAAUAUGAAGGAAGACUAUAACUGUCAAUUUUGAAGAACACAGGAAAACUAUCUAUGGUUUAACUUUCAAGUAUUGUUGAAUGUUUUCGUCCACAAUGCUGCUAAGACAAACGGAGGUUUCGCGUUAUUUUCUUUAAGUUUUUUGUGUGAGAGAGUUUGUUAAUGCUUCUUCAAUUCAUAUCUCUGGUUGUAUGACAAUGGCAGCAUUAUAAUGGCGUAUUUUAACUAGUGUAAUUGCAUUGUAAUAUUAUCAAAUUCAUGUAAUUUUCUCGUAAA